Molecule: messenger RNA, 1190 nt
Organism: Mytilinidion resinicola
Lineage: Eukaryota; Fungi; Ascomycota; Dothideomycetes; Mytilinidiales; Mytilinidiaceae
Product: 60S ribosomal protein L8-B
Exons: 4
Coding region: 194-979 (261 amino acids)
Biological process (GO): ribosome biogenesis
Cellular component (GO): ribonucleoprotein complex
Source: RefSeq, a predicted model, not a curated record
UUCCUGUUCACUUCGCCCAUCGACAACCUAGACGGUAAGCUUCCACUUUGCAUUUCCAUCGUGCCCCGGCUAUGCUGGACAGUGUCGAUGUUGGCAAUGGCUGAGCUUUAAGACUGGCAGCAAUGCCGUCUUUGCUCUUAGAGAUUCAGAACAUAGCGCAUGCUAAUUCUGUUCUCAAUGACAGCCCUCGAACAUGCCUCCAAAAGGGAAGAAAGCAGCCCCAGCGCCUUUUCCGCAAGGAAAGGCGGGCGCGAAGAAGCCGGCCAAGAACCCCCUCAUCGAGAAGCGACCGCGCAACUAUGGCAUCGGCCAGGAUAUCCAGCCCAAGCGCAACUUGAGCCGCAUGGUGCGAUGGCCCGCAUACGUCCGCCUCCAACGCCAGCGCAAGAUCCUCAACCUCCGUCUUAAGGUCCCCCCGAGUUUGGCGCAGUUCCAGCACGUCCUGGACAGAAAUACCGCCACCCAGGCAUUCAAGCUCCUGAACAAGUACCGCCCCGAGACCAAGCCCGAGAAGAAGGAGCGUUUGACAAAGGAGGCCACCGCCAUCAGCAACGGACAGAAGAAGGAGGAUGUCAGCAAGAAGCCCUACACUGUCAAGUAUGGCUUGAACCACGUCGUCGGCCUGGUCGAGAACAAGAAGGCCUCGUUGGUGCUGAUCCCCAACGACGUCGACCCCAUUGAGUUGGUGGUCUUCCUCCCAGCUCUGUGCAGGAAGAUGGGUGUGCCUUAUGCCAUAGUCAAGGGCAAGGCCAGGCUCGGAACGGUUGUGCACCAGAAGACUGCUGCUGUCCUCGCACUCACCGAGGUCCGAUCAGAGGACAAGUCGGAGUUCUCCAAGCUCGUCUCCGCUGUCAAGGAUGGCUACCUUGAGAAGCACGCGGAGACCAACCGCCACUGGGGAGGAGGUAUCAUGGGUGCCAAGGCCAAUGCUCGCAUGGACAAGCGCAGGAAGGCUCUGGAGAGCGCCAUCAAGAUCUAGUGGGUCUGCGGUGGUAAUGACUGUGAACACGGCAUUCUGGGUGUCUUUCUGUGGAUAUAGCGGGCGUUGAAAACUCCAAUAAGAUCCUGCCUUUUUACGGCCCCACUUCAAAGACUCCAUGGCAUCUUACAAAGUACGAAUACCAUGGGAGAAAUCAAGCCUAUAUCCAACCCAGUCAUCCAAGCCUCCAUAACAGAAUCUAGUGAGAUGC